UCGAGGGUCGAGGGUCGACGCGCGGCUCAAGAAUCAAUCCAAGAACACAUCGGCCAAAACUUCAAAAGGAGUUGUGCCCUUCGCAAGUAUAUAUCGUGGUGUUACAAACUUACAUGUAUAACAGUGGUAAAAAAAAAAAAAAAAAAAAAAAAAAAAAAAAAAAAAACGCUACAACAAACGCGGUGUUGUGUGCAACGUCGAUAUUGUAGUCCUUCUGCUCAGAGUGAGGGAGCGCCCCCAUAUAUCCAUCAGCCAUGUCGCCGACGUCGUCGACGAGGCGGCUACCUUAGGCUGGGUAAAGGUGCUCUACAUAGGAAGCAGAGUCUAGCCUGGAAGAAGGAAUCGAUGUAGGAAUAAUGCUUCAUUGGAAAUAAUCGAUGUACUAGCCCAUCAUGUCAAGUGACGAAGAAAUGAUGAGGCCCUCCAAGAGGCCAAAGCCAAAAAUUGUAUCAGAUGAUAGUGACAGUAGUGAUGAUUCUUCCAUCAACACAACCUGUGUAAAAAAGAAAGUGGGUAGAAUCAUUAGUGAAGAAGAUUCCAUAGAUGAGGACAGUGAUGUUCCAUUACGCCCAGUACAGAGGAAACAGAAAAAGAAAUUAGACAUUGAAGAUGAGUCUAGCUAUGAUAGCAGUUCAUCCAUGGAUGUCGAUGGAGAAACCUCAGAUGAGUGGCAGUCUGACUGGGAGAGCAUGGAUGAAGAUAUCCCAGAAGAAGCUGGUGCUGCAGCGUGUGCUAAGCCUAAGUGCAAGAAAACACCAAGCAAAAAACAACCCGAUAGUUCCUCAGAGUCUAGUGACGGUGAGUCGGAUAAAUGCCCGAUCUGUCUGCACUCCUUUCGCAAGCAGGAGAUCGGCAAUCCGGCAGUUUGCGAUCACUGCUUCUGUAUCGAUUGUAUCAUUGAAUGGAGCAAAAACGUCAAUACCUGUCCUGUUGAUCGGCAGAGCUUUGAUGUUAUAAAUGUCAGAACUAAAGUUGGCGGCAAGAUCAUAAGAUAUGUUCCAGUGGAGGUAAGACCUUCGACAGAAAACGUGGUGCAAGAGGAUCCAACGUUCUGUGAAGUCUGCGAGCAGUGCGAUCGUGAGGAUAGAAUGCUUUUGUGCGAUGGCUGUGACUUGGGCUAUCACCUUGAGUGUCUGGACCCACCACUGGAAGAAGUCCCAGUGGAAGAGAGUUGGUACUGCCCUGAGUGCUCGCGACACGACACGAACGAAGCUGAGGAUAUCGAAAUCGACGCAGACGAGCUGCCAGACAUAAUGGAAGAAGCACGUCGUCUCGGUCAUGCGUUCGGCCGCUCGCAGGUUUACCAAGCCGCCCUCGAAAACGGCGUCGCCGCCGCUGUUAACAGCAGACCCCGUCGCCGUACUGCAAACCUGCUGCCGCGCACGAGACAAGCGGAGCGUAUCCGCGCGAACGUGCGGGCCGUGCGGAUGACGCGUCGCGCCGCUCAGCUGUCCGGAUUUAUCGUGUCGUCCGAUGAUGACGCGAGAGAUGCGUCGCCGAGGCCCGGGCCCUCGACCUCGGGCACAAGCAGUAGUGUAUCACGUAGCCGUCGUCGCGUCGCGAAAACAACGACGCGCAAAAAAAGAAAGAGGAAGACCAAAAGGAAAAAGAAGACCAGCAGGCCCAAAAGGAGCCAGUUGAGGGAAGUGACAGUUUCUGAAAUGAAUUCGGAUGGAGAAGUGGUGACGUGUAUCAAGACUAUACCGUCGACCAGUGGCGCUGCGCCCUCGAGGAGAAGGAAGAAGCGCAAGAAGCCCAAGAAACGUCGUGCUCGCACCGUAGCCUCAGUCGCCGCAUCCAUUAAAACCGCCAAGCGUCGUAUAGCAUCUCAACUUCGAACCCUAAACAAGAGCAAACCAAGUCUUGGUAGCGGAGGCGCCAUCCAAUAUAGGCCCACCUUGAAGAACGACAUUAACUCAUUGACAAACUCAAACAUUGCCCUUGUAUCUUCUCGUCAUCUAGCUGGCAUCCCGCAGGUCAGCCUUUUCGGCAGUGGCCUUGGCAUUGACUACAGUCCACCUGGGUCUGACGACGAUCACGAAGACGAGGUAGAGCUUGGCGACGGCCCGAGUUUGUUAUCCCGCACCAGCCGGCUGUCCCUCAUGACGGCCGCGAGACGACGGCUGGCGCGCAAAGGCGCCCUCAUGGCCCCUGCACCCGCCCACUCGGUAAGCAUCGUCGACAGCAUCCUCAGCAGCCAGGAGAUUUGGCACUCGAAGAAGUCCAAGGUCACUCUUAAAUCCGACGGCUCCCUGCACAUUGACAAACCCAAACGAACCGACGACAACAACAACAAAAACGCCAACAAAAGUCCCCUCGGGUCGAAACACGACAACGACAGGUCCCCCCUACGUAGUGCCAAUAGACCCCUAGAUCUGAACAACGUCGAUCCCAACAGUAUGAGGCAACAGGCCCCGAUGUACAAUAGUUCGCGCGGCGGCGGGGGUAGUGGUGGCGGAGCCAACCGAGGGGCCGGCAAUCAGAGUAGCGGCAACUACAACUCCUCUCGUCACAGCUACGGUGGUAGCGGUAACAACUACAGUGGCGGAGGAGGAGGUGGUGGUGGUGACCGUCACAGUUACGGCGGUUCGAGCAACGUUCCCCAGGAUUACUCGACCGGCGGGCCGAACUACAGCUACGACCAUCGAAACAUGCCCCAGCAAUUGCCACAACAGCAGCAGCAGCAGCAACAACAACAACAACAACAACAACAACAGUCGCCCUACCGUUCGCGCAAUCCUCCGCCGAAUUUUCGCAACAACCGCUUCCCACCUGGCCCACCGCCGCCACAUAACCAGUUUAUGAGCCAGCCGCCCGGUCCGGUGGGCACCCACGAGUUCCGACCACCCGGUGCUCACUUCCAAGACCAAUUCCAGCGUCCAGGGCCCGGCAGGAUGUCCGGCAAUUUUGCUGGCCUCCUGCCCCCGCCUGCGCCACCUUUGGCUCUCAGAAUGACCGCGCCCUUCGCCCAAAAUAGCGAGCCCAGGCGCAUGGACAACGACUCCAGUGGCGCCAUCAACUGGAGCAGCAACAGAGACACACGCACCGCCAGCAGCGAGGAGGAGAGCGGGUUUCCAGGUCGCGAGGCUGCCAAGCAAAAUGCACGAAACGAGGAUGAGAGCCUGGCACCGCCACCCGAGCCUCCUAGUGGUAUGAUGGACUACGAGGACAGCGAGAGGGGUGGGGACAGUGAUCGCGAGGACCUCGUCAUCGACGACAAUCCCAAAGAGGAGACCCCUCGAGCGAAACCCACCGCACCUCCUGGUGGUAGAUCGGGCCCACAGGCUGAACAGUACGAUCCGUUCGCCGAUGCCGAUGACGACAGCGAUAGCGACGGCGACGACACCCACCACUCGCACAACAAGUUCAAAGCCCAGCGGCAGGAGCAAGACGCGGGUGGCUCCCAGCUUCAGCCCCUGAAGCCGCCGCCCGGACUGUCUUGCUUCCCGGGACUGAAGGCGGACGACAACGAGUCGAUUAUGGGCGACAACAUGUCCAUCAUGGGAGACAACAUGUCGGUCAUGGGAGACAACAUGUCACAGAUGGGGGACAACAUGUCCCAAAUGGGCGACGAUGAUUUCCCGAGCUCGAGGGACAUCGAGAAGAGCAGCGGCCCGGCCGAGAGCGGCAAGGGCAAAUCGUCGUCCCAGAGGCCCCUCGAGCCUCCGCCCUCGAUUUUCGGCUUCCCCGGGUUCAACAUGGAAUCCGACAUGAUGUCCGAGGACGGCCGGAGGGACGAAGACGACGAGGACGACGAGGAGGACGAGGAGAAAGAGCGCCGGGGAAAAGAAAGGGACAAAAAGAAAGAGAAGAAUAAACAGAUGAAGGAAGAGGAGAACAAGGCCAAGAGCAAGGUAGUUGUGCCGAGGAUAAGAUUGACGGCCUACGACGAUGACGACGAUGAAGACGACGACGACGACGAUUGUCCCAACUUCUCGAUUUACUCCUCGGAAACGAUAGACGUGGCCAGGCACACCGAGCAAGAAAUGUCCUCGCAAAUGCAGCCCCCGGACACGGUUGGCAAGCCAAAACCGCCGUCGUCCUCUUCCUCGAGGGUCGUCCAGCCACUGGAGCCUCCACCCAUGCCCCCGAUGGACGAUUUGGAGAGCACUCCAGGCUCGCCGCCGCCCUUGGCUCCCCCACCUUUGCCACUGGACAUGUUCGAGGACGACGCGCGAAGCAAAGCCGGCAGCCCGGAGCCGCUCCAACCGCCACCCAUGCCCCUCAUAGACGACCUCGAGAGCGCGGCUGGCUCACCGCCGCCCCUCGAGCCACCGCCCAUGCCCCUCAUUGACGACCUCGAGAGCGCCGCUGGUUCUCCACCCCCGCUCCAACCACCGCCCAUGCCACCCAUGGACGACCUCGAGAGCGCGGCUGGCUCGCCACCGCCCCUCGAGCCGCCACCCAUGCCACCGGUGGACGAUCUCGAAAGCACGGCCGGCUCCCCGCCGCCCCUCGAGCCGCCACCCAUGCCCCCGAGACUCGACACUCCCGGCUUGGUCGAGACACCCCAAUUGACUCGUCCACCGCCCAUCAUUCACUCGGUAUCUAUGCCACCACCCUCCAUGCCACCACCCUCCAUGCAGAUGCCACCGCCCUCCAUGCAGAUGAUGCACCAGCCGAUGAUGCACCAACAACACCAGCAAAUGAUGAUGCCACUAGUCCCCACGAUCAUGCAGCCCAUGAUGCAGCAGCAGCAGCCCCCACACCCGAUGCAACCGCCGACCCUCAUGCAGCCCCCACCCCCGCGGGAGCCUCCGCCCCCACUGGUGGUCCAGCCGGAUAUUUCGAAGCCCCUGGAGCCGCCGCCGUUGCCGCCGAUCGAUGAGCUGCAGCUCGAGGCCGAGGAGAGCUCGGAGGUGCCGCUCGAGCCGCCCCCCCUGCCACCGAGCAUACUGGGCGACGACGAGGACAGAGCCCUGCCAUCGUCCAGCGACGAGGACGAGGACGACGACUCGGAGGACACGGAAGGUGAGCACGCCGAGGGCGAGGACGAGGCCGAGGAGGAAGAGACCCCGGUCAUCGGGCCGAAGAACAAGGGCACCAGGAAACGCUCGCGGUCGACGUCGCUGAAGGAAACAGCCGAGGCCAAGAAGAAAACGGGCGACGAGCCGCAGUCGAAGGAGGCAGAGCAACAACAGCAGGAAGAGGAGGCAGCGGUGGGCGAGGUGCAGCCUGGCGAUCUUACCGAGGCCGAGUCGUCGCAGUAUCUCGACGCGGUGCAAAAGGAACGCCAGAGCUUGAACAAGACCGCGGGUAAGAUACAGUUGGACAGUAGGGGCAAGAUCACCUUUAAGAUCGGGAACCUCAGUAGGCUGAACAAGGUCAGUUUGUACGACGACAUGGACGAGGGGGAGAUAUCGCGCAUGACCCUGGAUUUGGAGAAAGAGCGCGAGGAGAAGGAAAAGGAGCGGGAGAAGGAGGAGCGGGAGAACAAGGAGAAGAGCCGGGACAAGGAAAAGGAACGGGACAGGGAUAAGGACAAGGAAAAAGAUAGAGACAGGGAAAAGGAGAAGGAUAAGCACCGGGACAAGGACAAGGACAAGGAGAAGGAUAAGCGAAAGGAGAGCUCGAGCAAGUCGAGCAAGUACAGCGAGAAGGACAAGAAGAGCAGCAAGUACGAGGAGAAAAAGUCGAGCAAGUCGAGCAAGAGUUCAAAGUACGAGGAGAAGAAGGAGUCGAAGGGUAGCAAGCACAAAAGCUCGCGCCACCACGACAAGCCGCGUUCGGGCUGGGACAUCAAGCCGGCGGGCAUGGCCAGUUCCGAAGACUCGGACAUCGAGACGAUCGAGGUGAGGAAGGAGAGUCCCAUCAACCUGCUCGAGAGCAGUCCCGAGCACGAGGGUAGGAAGGACGGGGGCGAGGCUAAGGAGGCCAAGGCCGCAAAGCAGAUCAACAUCGACCUCGACGAGAUCCAACAGACCCUCGGCCAGAAGCUCAACGAGAUCGAUCCCGACGAGAUGGACGUGCCCACGGCCUCGGAGAUUGCCGAGAAGCACAUCGAGGAGACCGACUUCGACAUACCACCCGGCACGGCCAGCGACGCCGAGGAGGAGGAGAACGAACUCGCCAGUCGCUCCGAGAAGGUCGAUAUCACCGUGGCCACGGCUAUGCCGGCCUUGAACCUCGUCGAGAGCGUAAACAGUCUGUUCGAGGAAAUAGAAAAGUCGUGCGAGGCCGAGCUCAUCAAGGACAUUAUCGGCCCCCUCGAGGCCUCGGAGUCGGACGAGCACACUGCGCUCGAGAAGGAAAGCCUGCUCCCCGAGAGGGAGGACGAAGGCACGGACAGAGAUGACGACAGGGAAGACGAAGACGACGAGGAUGUUGUUGCCGCUGCGUUGGAGGAGCGAGCGAGCAGGAAACAACUGGAUGAAGUCGAGCACGAGAAACACGCGGACGACACGAGUGUCAAGUCGAUGGACAUGUCGGACGCCGAGUCCCAGGACAAGAAUUACUUUGUUGAUAUGGAGAAGGACGAGGUACCGGGUAAACUCGGCGACGAUUCUUUGCUCGACACGUCGAAAGAAACCGUCGACGAGGUGCGCGGCGGAGAACAAGAGGACGACGAGAAGGAGGAGGAGGAAGGGGCAGCGAUGGCAGCAGAAAUGAAGGAGCUGGAAGAGGCGGCAGACGAGUCGGAGCCCGAAAAAGAGCCGGAGAAACCAGUCGAGGUCCGAGAGGAGGAGGAGGAUGAGGAGGAGGAGGACCACGUGCAGCUGACGGUCGAAGCGGCCGACAAGUCCGAGAUCAUCGACCUGGACAGCGUGGACUUUGCGGAGAAGGCGGCUGCCAACUUCCUGAGCAGCCUCGACCAGGAGGGCUUCCAGCUCGAAGCGUCGCCAAAGGAGUCCCACGCGUCACCCACACCACCAAGGCCCAAGCGCCCCAAGCGGCCCAACACGGCAGACUGGGAGUCGGACGUCGAAUUCGUCCCGAUGAGAAAACGCGGGCGCAGCAAGUCGGCGGCUCGCUCGACCUCGGGACUGCUCGACAGCGGUCUGGAACCCAUCACCCCGGCCAGGGACAGGAUUAGCGACGGCCUCGACGGUAUAAGGACCCCGGCUGCUUACGCCGGUCUGGGCACCGAGGCCAUCUCCGAGACGGACGAGGCCAUGAACUUCGAGGACGAGCUGGCUCUGUUGAACAUGCGCCACCGGGACAAGGACGUCGAAGAGGGCGAGAUACCCGACGACCGCGACAGGCUAUCCAGAAGACAACAACACGAGAUCCAGCUCCAACAGCAAGCCCUCACCGCCAUUAAGGCCAAGGAGCUUCUGUUGCUUCAGCAACAGCAGCAGGAGGAAGAGACGAAACGCAAGCGCAAAAAGGACAAGCGCGACAAGAGCCUCGCGAGCAGCAAGGAAGUCGAGCGCAACAAGGAGAACAUCCUGGACAACAACCUGGUGACCGUGUGGAAGAAACAACAGAGGGCGUCCUCGCGGGAGCGCCAGUACCGCGAGAAGCGCUCCAAGUCCAAGGACCCGUCCAAGUCGAAGAAGAAGAAGGACUCGGCGGCCAAGAAGAAGGAGAAGCGCAAGGAGCUGCCGCGCUACGACGUCCGCAAACUCGUCACCGAAAAGCCCCGCCCGCGCAAGGACGAGUACGGCCGGGACAUCCGCGACAGCUCGGCCAGUCGCUCGCUCAGUUUGUCCCGCGAGCGCUCGCUGUCCUACACUCGCAGACAGAGCCGCUCCUACAGCCCACCGCCGACCACCCGAACCAGGGUGACCCGGGUCCAGGUAUCGCGCAGCAGGUCGAGGUCUUGGUCCCCGCGACGGAGGUCGCGAAGCUACUCGCCACCACCGACGACGCGCAGACGUUCGGUAUCACCGCGCGCUCAGAGACGCGCCAAGCAGAGGAAGCGCUCAACGUCGCGCGGCCGCGGCAGGAGCAGGAGCCGCAGCAGAUCGCCCCGUGGCAGGCGGGUCAGCGUCAGCCCGAGAGCCCAGCGGAAGAGCCGCAGGUCCGCGUCGAAGAAACGCCCGGCGAGGUCGCGCUCCAGGUCCCGCUCGAGCUCGCACUCGCGCUCCCGCAGGAAGGAGAAGAAGAAGCAGCAGCACGCGGAGCGUUCGCGAUCCCGGGCCCGGGCGCGUAGCAAGCGCUCCCGCUCCAAGAGCCAAAAGAAACGCGAGAAGAAGCACUCCAAGCGCUCAAAGGGCGCCUCGCGGUCCAGAUCGCGCUCCAGGAGUCGCUCGCUCGAGGCGCGCCGCGAACACUGGGAACACCACCACCAUCAUCAACAGCUAGUCGCGGCUGACAAAGCCCUGGCUGCCGAGAGAGCCUACGCCAGAGAAGCCGCGGCGGCCGCUGCAGCUGGACCGACCUGGGUUGGUGGUGCCGGUGUCGGCGGGAGUGUUGGACACUGGCCCCAGACGUGGUCACGCUCGCGCUCCAAGACGCCACCCUCGUUGCUGAGACCCGAGGCUCUGGUCGGGCACCAGUGGGCCUCGCCCAAUACCCAGCUGAGUUUGUUGAACAGCGUCAACGUGCCUCCAAAGAACCUCAAGGUGAUACUGACGAACAAGGAGGCAAUCAAGAAAAAGAAGAAGCAAGAGAAGCGAGAAAAGGCGGCGCGCAAGGCCAAGGAGGCCGAGAAGAAGCGCAAGGGCAAGAAGGGCAGAAGUCCGCCACCCUCAAAGGAGGUCUUUGCCAGCGGUGACAAUAUACUCGUGAGCGUGUGCUUCAACAAGGAGAACGAGGCCCAGGCGCCGAGUACUGGAUUACCGGAACUACCCGAGACGAUACCCCUGUUACCACCGGUCAAGCGUAGACGGCGCGAGCCCUUGCAGCUGGAUCCGUCGCAGCAGGUGCAGUUGCCAUCGGCGAAGAAGUCGAGGAAGGACAGGACCAAGGACAAAGCCAAAACCCCGCCACCGAUCAAAGUCACGAAGAAGAAGGAGAAGAAAAAGUCCAAGGCGGCGGAAAUUGCGGCCUCGAAGAAGCCCAUGGCGGUCAUCGAUCUCGACCAGUCGCCCUUCCGCGAGCAGACGCCCUCGCCCCGCGACAUUAUCGUCCUCAGCGACGACGAAGACAAGCAGACUGCCGCGGUGGCUGCGGCGGCUGCUACUAAUGCUGCCGCUACUGCUGCUGCUGCUGCCGCUUCCGCGGCGGCGGUAGCUGCAGCUGAUGCCGAGGAGCAACAGGAAAUGGGCACACCCGAGGGAGAAGCUCCAGAGUCGUUGACGCCAGCCAGGCCGGAUCCGACGUUCCAGCAGGGCCCGAAGACGCCGCCGGAGCCGCAGGUCAAGUUUUCAUUAACCAACAAGUCGAGCAAUCUCAGGCCCGCGAUAAUAAAUCCCCUAAUGGAGGAGGACGACGAGGAGGCCGAGGAAGAAACGGAGGAGCAGGCGCUCAGAAUGGCCGAGGAGCGCGAGCAAGAGAUCGCCGAGAUGGAGGAGUUGAUGGACGAGAGGGUAGAGGAGGAGCUUGGGCUACGUGCCCAAGAGGAGCUCGAGGCUGCGAGGAUCAAGGUGGGCCCGAACACGCCGCCCGAGCCGCCGAGUUCGCCACCGGAUUCGCCGGAUGCCUACGAUCCCUUCGACCCGACCAAGUCGAGGUCUCCCACUCCGGAACCCAACAGUCAAGAGGACAACAACGCGGACGAGAGCCUGAUGAUGCCGACGGGCGCCGAGUCGCCACCCGAGCCCAACGACUCCGAGUCUCAGGCCAACGUGUCGGCCGAGUUGCAGGCCGAGCCCGAGCAGCCGCCGCCCAAACCGGCCUCCGACAAGCCCAAGAUCAUCUCCAUGGUCACGAUAAAAAGGCCCUCGCCGAGGUCCGGUACCCCACCGCUGGCUGAUUUGGCCGAGGCCAAUGGCAGCACGUCGCCCACGGUGCCGCCUCCGAGCGCCAUACAAACCACCACUCAGUCCCAGACGCUACAAACGCAGUCCCAGACGGUCACGCAGGUCAAUGCCUUCCCCGCCAUCAAUCCCGUCCUGGCCACCGUUGCGGCUGCCGUGCAGAGGAGCAACCUCUUCAGCGCCGCCUCGCAGCUCGUCGGGCCCAGGACCAUUUUGCAACAGCAACCUAGGCCAACACUGCCCAACAUCUUUGGGAACUCGUUAGGAGCGACGGCGAAGCCAGCCGCCCUUACCCGCAUAGCCAAGCUGUCCAAGCUGAACAUCUCGUUGCUGGGCCAAAACGGCAGCGACGCCAACAUUGACGUGAGCAACGACAACAACGUCGACAACUCGUCACCGUAUUCGCCCACCUCGAGCUUGAGCGACGGUCUGUUCGACCCCCCGAGUCCGGCUUUUAACAGUUCGCCCAACCUAGCGUUAUCGAACAAGAUACGCAAGACCCAGGAGAAGAAGGAUCCGUUCGAUUCGCUCUUCGAUGCUUCGCCCAUCGUUCACAAGUCUAUGAAGACCAGGAGCAGUACGGUCAAGAAGCCCACUGAAAAGAAGAAAAAGGGCACGCACUCGAAAAUCGGUGUCAGGAUGGACGAGAAUCAACUACAAAUAUUGGACGAUCUUCCAAGCUCCGCUGUCGAAAUGCAAGUCAAAGACAAGUUCUUGAAGAAGCUCAACCGUCAAGAGAGAGUUGUCGAGGAGGUUAAACUGGUGCUGAAGCCACACUACACAAAGAAACACGUCACGAAGGAGGAAUACAAGGACAUCAUGAGGAAGGCCGUUCCAAAGAUAUGUCAUAACAAGUCUGGUGAGAUAAACCCGAAGAAAAUUGCCACCCUCAUUGAAGCCUAUGUCAAGAGAGUUCGCUCCAAGAGAAAAACAGGUGGAAAUCCUCUGCUGUCGUUCAAGAAACCUGUGAAAAACUUGUGGAGUUGAUCACUCAGAGAGUAAGCCCAGCGUAUCGUUGAGUUAGACUCUACUGCCGCAUGUCUAUAGAUUAAUUAUUAGAUGUUGAUCGAUAAAGCCACGAGAGAUCUUGCCCGUGAUGUCGAGUGCGUACGUGCGUGGUAAGUGCAUUUUGUUCGUUCUUUUUAUGAUGGUACGAACGAAAAUGAUUGAAAAGCAAGAAUUAGUUGAAGGAAUCUGUGCGAUAUCAAAAUAAUGAAACAUCGAGUGAACAAUGUGUAUUGUAUGUAUAUACUUGAAAAGAAAAAAAAAAAAAAAAAACAUAUUUGAAUAUAAGCGCAAUAUUUUUAUUUAAUCUCAAGUGUUAGAUUACUUGUGACUAUUUAAAGAAAAUUAAGUAAUUCACAAUUCAUUUAAAUUGAAAACGGUGAAAUUGUUUAUUUCAUGAUUAAUUUUUUUUUUUUUUUUUUUUUUUGUUAGAAACAUUUUGUUAGAUGUAGGCGAGAUUAUGUAAUAUAAAUCAUUAAGUUUAAGGAGAAAGAUGAUGAAUACAAAAUUGAUUACUAUACAUGGAAAUAAUGUAUGAACUGUUUUAUAAAAGCAAUCUUUUUUUUUAUUCGAAUGUUUUAAAGUUUGAUUGCAACGUAAAUAUAUUAUAGUAUGAAUUUUUUUGUAGUAAACGUAACUUAAUUGGAAUAUACAAAAAAAAGAAAAAAAAAAAAUUUGAAAAAACCUGGCAAAAUAUUUGCAUUCUAGUAUACAUAUAUGUGCGUAUAAAAAAUUUAGAAAUUUUUAUUAAUAGUACAUGAUAGUUUGGUCGUGAUUUUUCAAGCCGCAAGAAAAACCUGUUGUGUAAUUAGAUGAGACGAUCUAACAUCGCUAAGUUGAUGGUGAAGUGAUCACUAUUUUUUUCUGUUUUUAUACUGUGAAUGCGACAAAACUAUUGAUAAACAACGUUUAUCUGUGUAUAAGAAAAACCUUUGAAUAAAUUAAUUCAUAAACAUAA
Molecule: messenger RNA, 11766 nt
Organism: Copidosoma floridanum
Lineage: Eukaryota; Metazoa; Arthropoda; Insecta; Hymenoptera; Encyrtidae
Gene: PHRF1
Product: PHD and ring finger domains 1
Source: RefSeq, a predicted model, not a curated record